Centruroides sculpturatus (bark scorpion) is the source of this 674-nucleotide messenger RNA. RefSeq lists its product as uncharacterized. NCBI's taxonomy places the organism in Eukaryota, Metazoa, Arthropoda, Arachnida, Scorpiones, Buthidae. Bases 51 to 419 code for a protein of 122 amino acids. The transcript is spliced from 2 exons. The record is from RefSeq and is a predicted model, not a curated record.
CUGUUGGAAAAGUAAACCAAUGACAGCUCGUUUUAGUGGAAACGGGCCGUAUGAUUGGUGCAUUAGCCGGACGUAUUAAGGCACCAUACCAGAGUUUCUUUGUCCCGCUCAGGAUGUACAGUUUGUUAGUUCUGGCUACAAACGUAUACAUGUUCAUUUAUGAAAAAUGUCUGAAGAAGUAUAUUGGAAACCGAAUUGAGCUAGAAGGCCCAAUUAAAAGUCGAUAUCGCAAGUUUAUAGAUUUACCGACCAAAGAAGCGAUAGACAAGGCUACCGCCGACAAGUUUCGUAGACUUAGUAAGACAAUGGCAGAUUUACAUCAAGAUUACGACGAUCGUUCCUUCGCGUAUAUCGAUACCGAUCAGUUGAAAUUUAUGAAACCUCGUAAACAUAAUUAUCCGCUUCCUAAACCUUGGUAAACGGUAUCUUAAAUAUUGUAUUUUGCAGUUUUUUCAAUGUAAUUAAAAUUAUUAAUUUUAAUUUGACAAAAAAACGUUUUCGAUAUAUUUAAUAACUAAUUAAUUAGGCGAAUGUAAAACGAAACAAGCGAGAAAUAGUGUCGAAUGGCUCUUUACGACGAAUUCUCAUAAAUUUGAUGUUAUAAAUUUAACUUUCUGGUUGUAAAUCGAGGAUUUAGUGGUUGUUUCUAGACUAGAAAUAAUCUCUUCCUAGUU